ACGACCGGUCGUGGCCCCGCUUUUACGCAGCAGAGGAGGCGCCAACCCUCCACACCUCUCGCCGCCAGGAUCACUUGUAGUUUUCCGCUCGCCCGCGCAGCAUGACCGGGUACUCGAACUUGGCGACGCCCAACGAUGCGAAAAACUACGUGAACGAGGCCGGCCAGAUCGAGUGGGGCGCGAUUCCGCUCAACGCGGCCCUCGACAAGCUCAAGGCGACGCGUGAAGGUCUCUCGUCCGAUGAAGCCGAGAAGCGUCUCCUUGAGCACGGCCCGAACGCGCUACCCAAGCACGAGGUCAACCGCCUCAUGGUCUUUCUCGGCUUCAUGUGGAACCCGCUCUCGUGGGCCAUGGAGGUCGCGGCCAUCUUGUCGCUUGUCUUGCUUGACUUCCCGGACUUUGGUUUGAUUCUCGCGCUGCUGCUGCUGAACGCGUGCAUUGGCUACUUUGAAGAGAUGCAGGCUGGUGACGCCGUCUCGGCGCUCAUGGGCCAGCUCGCGCCCGAGUGCAAGGUGUUCCGUGACGGUGCCAUGAUCAACCUUCCCGCCGACCAGCUCGUGCCCGGUGACGUGAUCCGCAUUCGUCUCGGUGAUGUACUUCCGGCCGACGUCAAGUUCCUUGAGGGCGACUCGGUCAAGAUCGAUCAGUCGUCGCUGACGGGUGAGUCGCUUCCGGUGACCAAGAGCGAAGGCGACGAAGGCUACUCGGGUUCGAUCUGCAAGCAGGGAGAAAUCGAAGCUGUUGUCACGAGCACGGGUGUCCACACGUUUCUUGGUCGCGCCGCCGAGCAGAUUGCCGGCGUCGAGUCGCAUGGUCGUCUCCAGGAAGUGCUCACGACGGUCGGCAACUUUUGCAUGGUCUCGAUCAUCGUCUGGUGCAUCAUCGAGCUCGUCGUUCAGAUGGGCGCUCGCAAGGACGAGAACCCGUGCUUGAUCAUCACCGACGGCUGCCUCGGUGUCGCCAACAUCCUCGUCUUGAUCGUCGGUGGCAUCCCGGUGGCCAUGCCCACGGUCUUGUCGGUCACGCUUGCGAUUGGUUCGUCGGCGCUUGCCAAGGAGAACGCCAUCGUCACGCGCCUCACGUCGAUCGAGGAGAUGGCUUCGAUGGAGAUCCUUUGCUCGGACAAGACCGGUACGCUCACGCUGAACAAGCUCUCGGUGGACUUGGAGAACCUCGUGCCGUACAACGACUACACGGGCGACGACAUCCUCCUCUAUGGUGCUCUCUCGGCGCGUAUCGAGAACAACGAGGCCAUCGACGUCGUGUGCCACAACACGUAUCCUGGUAACGCUACGAUGUGGGAGAAGUACACCUUGCUGCACUACACGCCGUUCGACCCGACGACGAAGCGCACGAUCGCCAAGAUCAAGGACAACACGACGGGCAAGGUCUUCCGCGCCUGCAAGGGUGCGCCGCAAGUUUGCUUGGACAUGGACGACAACGCCGACGCCCUUCGUGAAGAAGUCGAAGGUCGCAUCAACGAGUACGCGUCGCGCGGCUACCGUGGUCUCGGUGUCUCGUUCUCGCACGGCGACGUUCCGAUGGAGGAAGCCUCGUGGAAGCUUGUCGGUAUCCUUCCGCUCUUUGACCCGCCCCGCCACGAUACCGCCGAGACGGUCAAGCGUGCCAUCGAGCUCGGAGUUGCAGUCAAGAUGGUCACGGGCGACCACCGCGUCAUUGCCAUUGAGACGUGUCGCCAGCUUGGUAUGCCCACCAACAUUUUGGACACGUCGUUCUUCAACAAGGCGCCGCCGCCGGGUGUCAACCUUGCGCAGAUGGUGUACGAGACGGACGGCUUUGCUCAAGUCUUUCCUGAGCACAAGUUUGAGAUUGUGCGCCAGCUCCAGUCGCUCGACAAGAUUGUUGGUAUGACGGGUGACGGUGUCAACGAUGCACCGGCGCUUGCACAGGCCGACAUUGGUAUUGCCGUCGACGACGCCACCGACGCUGCCCGUGCUGCUGCCGACAUUGUGCUCGUGUCGCCUGGUCUCUCGGUCAUCAUCACGGCCAUCCGCAUGUCGCGCGAGAUCUUCUUGCGCAUGAAGAACUACGCCAUGUACUCGAUUGCGAUGACAGUCCGUAUUGUCUUGACGUUUGGCCUGCUCACGGUGUGCUACAACUGGUACUUCCCCACGAUCCUCGUCGUUGUCUUGGCCAUUUUGAACGACGGCACGAUCUUGACCAUCUCCAAGGACAACGUGACGGCGUCGCGCACGCCCGACUCGUGGAAGCUCAAGCAGGUGUUCAUCUCGUCGAUCUGCUUUGGCAUUUGGCUCACGAUUUCGACGAUCGUCUUGGUCGGUGUCGCGUACAACACGUCGGCGUUUGAAGGUUUUAUCGACUCGGAGAACCUCUGCGUUGGCUGCAUCAAGGACGCAUGCAACUCGUACUUCACGGAACGCGUCCAGUCGUGUAUGAAGACCAACGAUACAGCAGCCUGUGGCGAACUCGAUGGCUCGGUCUACAAGCCGUCGCUCAGCCUGGAAAACUUGGGACUCCUUCGGAAGAACCGGAAGGACUACGUCGAAGGCUACAAAAAGAAGUACAACGCCGAGUCGAAGAACUCGAACUGGGGCAAGCUCUUCGAGCACCUCAAGGGCAGCCACAUCAACGAUCUGGACCGCGAACCGUCGGCCGAUGAAGUCUACCAGCAGUUCUACAAGCAGUACACGGCCGAGGCCAAGGAGCUCGACGAUGCGCUCAACGGCCGCGGCGUCGCCUUUGUCGGGCGCGGCUACAUCCCGCUGACCAACGGCGUCAGCUUCUGCGACUUCAUGUGGGACUACUCAAAUUUCAACACUCGUUUCACAAAGAACCACAAGGCUAUCGGCCCCGGUAUGCAAAAGAAGGACGGUAUCCUCCGCUCGCUCGUUUACACGCAGGUCUCGAUCUCGGGCCAGGCGCUCAUCUUUGUCACGCGUACGGCCGGCAUCAACACGUGGUUCUUUGCCGAGAAGCCGUGCAACCUCCUCCUCAUUGCGUUCGUCUUUGCCCAAGUUGUGGCUUCGGUGAUCGGCUACUACGGCUUCAACGGAUACCCGUCGGACCGUAUCGCCGUCUUCGGCUGCGGCGGUGGAUACCUCGUGAUCGCCUGGAUCUGGUCGAUCGUGUGGCACUUCCCCCUCGACUUGAUCAAGUUUGCUGUCAACUACGCGCUCAACGCCAACACGUACACGUCGACGGCGUUCGACUCGCGCAUCAACGCCGGCCAUCCGUCUCAGGCCCAUGCGCGCAUUACGCAACACGCCCGAUCGGUCCGCGCCUCGCGCACGGUGUAAUGAAGUGAUUAACAUUGAUCAAGAUGUUCGAGCAGUACAA
Molecule: messenger RNA, 3318 nt
Organism: Saprolegnia diclina VS20
Lineage: Eukaryota; Oomycota; Saprolegniomycetes; Saprolegniales; Saprolegniaceae
Exons: 1
Coding region: 102-3278 (1058 amino acids)
Biological process (GO): regulation of intracellular pH; proton export across plasma membrane
Cellular component (GO): plasma membrane
Molecular function (GO): ATP hydrolysis activity; ATP binding; P-type proton-exporting transporter activity
Source: RefSeq, a predicted model, not a curated record